CAGACACGGGGAGAACGUGCAGACUUCACACAGAAAGGCCCUCGCCAGCCGCUGGGCUCGAACCCAGGACCUUCUUGCUGUGAGCAUUUUGGUCAAUUCAGGAAGACGAUCAUGGAAGACUCUGUCGACGUCAUCCUUCAGGACAAAAUGUUACAUCGUACUCGUGAAAGGCCAAUUGUCAUGAUUGCCUCUGGAGCUAUGCUUAUGGCCUCAUACGGGCUUUGGACAGUUUUUGCGCUGCCUGGCUUUCGAAAAGUGCCAACAUGUCUGAAGGUGCCAUACUUGCCCUCGAGUGGGGUACAGACACAGAACGUUAUGAGGCUCCUGCAGGACAGAGGGGGCUGUCUGGCAGAUCUGGGUUCUGGAGAUGGAAAACUGGUGUUUGCUGCCUCAUCAUUGGGCUUCCGGUGCACUGGCUUUGAAAUAAACUCAGUUCUGAUAGGCUACGCCAGAGCCAAAGCAAGGUGGAUGGGAAUUCCAACUACGGCAGCAAAAUUUGUGAAUGCGGACUUCUGGAAGACUGAUUUGUCCCAAUAUAAGAACUUGACAGUCUUCUUGGCACCUGGAGUGAUGGAAGUGCUAGGCAGGAAGCUGGAGCAGGAGUUGGCUCAUGAUGCCAGGGUGAUCGCAUGUCGUUUCCCAUUCCCUCGCUGGCAUGCUUCAGCAUCAGAAGGACAAGGACUGGACCAGGCCUGGGCCUAUGACAUGGCUACAGUUCACAAACACCCAGCAUGAGCUCCAACAAAUCACUGCAACCUUUUUCAUUACUGCCAAAUGGUUAUUUACAAACCCACAACACUUACGGAGUUGAACUGGAUCAUUGUAUUUAUCAUGCUUACUUUGAUUUACAACGUUAAAAGCAGUGAUCUGAAUAUCGGUUUUGGAUUGAGUGGAAGUGAAAAUAUUGGAAUUUGCAAAAGUCAGAAUGUUUAUCUUAAACAUAUGAGGUGCUCUGAUAAACCUGUCCGAGAUGUCUGUGGCCGAAAUCUGGAAAAUAGUCAAAUAUGAUGAAAAAUUGAAGUUUCAGCAAAUUCACCUUUUUCUACCAGUAAUAUACUUUGAAAUCUCUACUUUAAGAAAACAUAAAUAUCGUAUAUUUAUUUAACAACAAAGGCUUUCCAGCCUUGUCUUGCCUGCAAAAAUGAUGAUGUGUCGGGCUAGAUUAACAAACAGCAGUAAAUGCAGUCAGUCUGCCUUAAUAUGUCUAAAACUUUGCCCGCUAAGUGUGAUUUUGUCAUGAUUUGAUCACAUUUUUGGAUAAAGAAAGAGCAAUCAUGAGAUAUGGUACCCCUAAACUUAAGAAUAUGUUUUUUUAAACAGAAAAUAUUUAAAUAUCAUUAAACAGUAAUUCAGAUAGUGUUAAAUACUGUGUAUGAGCUUGCAAAAUAAGCACUAUGGUGUUGUACAUUGGUGAGAUUGGAGAGUGAUGUGGUAACCAGAAACUAUUAGCACCUGUGCGAAUACCUAGGUGUGCUAGCUAGCUUAUGUUACUAAUGAAUAAAAUAAUAGUUUUGAUUGUUAUAGUAUAUGAGAUCAUGACAGGGUUUACAGUAUUUACUGAAAUCUCACGUAUGUCUAAUUCUAAGAAAUGCAACUAAAUUAGCUCACAUUAUUAAUGAAAACAUUAACAUUUUGAAUUUGUCAAGAUUGAUUAGUUUUACUGCUAGUAAUGCAUUCAGGGAUACUUUAGCCCCAUAAAGUCCUGGCUUGUUAUUCACCUUAAAGUAAGGGAUUGUGUGGGGACAGCCAUGGCCUGAAGGUUAGAGAAGCAGCCUUGGGCCCAAAGGGUCGCAGGUUUGAUUCCCGGGACCGACAGGAAAGAAUGUGGGGUGGGUGUUGAGUGAAUGAACAGCACUUUCCCCUUCCUCUGAGCCCUAACCACCAACUGGGUUCUGUAGCUGUGUGCGCGUGCUCAUUGCUCACUUGUGUGUGCAUGUGUGUUCACUGCUUCAGAUGGGUUAAAUGCAGAGGACGAAU
Messenger RNA from Neoarius graeffei (lesser salmon catfish), 1977 nucleotides. RefSeq lists its product as uncharacterized. NCBI's taxonomy places the organism in Eukaryota, Metazoa, Chordata, Actinopteri, Siluriformes, Ariidae. The record is from RefSeq and is a predicted model, not a curated record. Gene Ontology annotation, molecular function: protein-lysine N-methyltransferase activity. Gene Ontology annotation, biological process: positive regulation of proton-transporting ATP synthase activity, rotational mechanism; peptidyl-lysine trimethylation; regulation of mitochondrial ATP synthesis coupled proton transport. The transcript is spliced from 6 exons. Gene Ontology annotation, cellular component: mitochondrion. Bases 112 to 735 code for a protein of 207 amino acids.